Messenger RNA from Talaromyces marneffei, 1806 nucleotides. RefSeq lists its product as uncharacterized. Gene Ontology annotation, cellular component: guanyl-nucleotide exchange factor complex; eukaryotic translation initiation factor 2B complex. The record is from RefSeq and is a predicted model, not a curated record. Gene Ontology annotation, biological process: cytoplasmic translational initiation. Gene Ontology annotation, molecular function: guanyl-nucleotide exchange factor activity; translation initiation factor activity. The coding region runs from base 1 to 1806 and encodes 601 amino acids. The transcript has 2 exons. Lineage: Eukaryota; Fungi; Ascomycota; Eurotiomycetes; Eurotiales; Trichocomaceae.
AUGCCUCACUCCGUUCCUGUGCCCUUUUCUGGGUUCCAGGCCAUCAUUUUGUGUGGUCCUGGAGUCUCGCUCAAUACUUUCACAUCGAACCCUGAAGAAUUCCCCAAAGCUCUUAUACCAAUCGCCAACAGGCCGAUGGUAUGGUAUCCUCUCGACUGGUGUUAUCGAAUGGGUAUAACCAAUAUCACAUUAGUGACUCCCCCCGCUAGUCAAGCUCCUCUCGAAGCAGCACUUUCCCAAAACCCACACCUUACGUCGCUUCCCGCACCUUCACCAUCCGUCCUAGCACCGAGUGGAUUGACUUUGACAACCGGUACCGCAGAGUUGCUUCGAUUCCCCGAGGUACAGUCAGCCAUAAAAUCCGACUUCGUCCUCUUACCAUGCGAUCUGAUUUGCGACAUACCCGGAGAGGCACUUCUUGAAUCAUGGAUGGUAUCACAAGCUUCUCUUAGCGGAUCUGGAGAAGAGCAUGGCUCUAAACAUGGGGGUAGCGUCAAGUUUGCGGACGUUCGCGGGGAAAAUGCUGGACGCAGAGGUGGACUUGGAGUAUGGUAUCAGACGCGGGACAAAGAAGAAAGUGUCAAAGGAGAGGUUGCAGACUUUGUUGCGACGGCUCCGUUGGACCAGAAUGAGGCUCCCGCUGUAUACCCUCCUGUUGACGGGCCUGGGUCGAUACGGUACAACCUUUCGAAGCUGGUAUAUGCUAUGCCGAUGGAUUCUCUGAAAGAAAAAAUGGAAGAGGAGAAAGGACUCUUGAUUAGACAUUCACUCAUCAACAAGCAUGCACGAGUCAAACUAUUGACUACGUAUCGUGAUGCGCACAUCUACGUAUUCCCUUAUUGGGUCAAGGAGUUGGCAAGAAGAAACGAAAAAUUCCAGAGCAUAAGUGAGGAUUUGGUCGGUUGGUGGGCGAAAGCAGAGUGGCAGAAGGGGCUAGGCGAGAAGUUGGGAUUGAGGGAGAUUUUCGAAGAGGCUACGAAUGCAGCAGACAACGCGAGUCAUGACGGCAAUGAGGUCGAAGAUGAAGUUGACUUGCGGGCGAUGAGUACGACCAAAGCCUGUACUGGAGAGAUUGAAAACAUAGAUAUUACAGGCGGUCUGACUAGACCACGUCUAGCUUCACGAGUCAACACCAUGACCUCCGAAGCCGAUUUUGACAUUGCUGUAACGGCUCAAAGCAAGAAUUCGAAGCUAGCUAUUCCGCCAGUCUUUGCCUACAUCCACUCUUCGCUGCCCUCUGCGCCAUUAGUACGCCGCGUCGAUAGCUCGGCUCUUUUGCUCUCUGUUUCGCUCAAGCUAGCGAAACUAGAAUCAAUCGAAGAAGUCGGUCGUCCCAACUCAUCACCGUUCGCGCACGCCGCCAAAGUCGCAUACCCCGCCGGCAUCGCUCAACGCUGCACAGUGACCCGACAAGAUUGCUUACUCGCCGAGAACGUGACCGUAGAAGAAAAGUGUGUUAUCAAGGAGAGCGUCAUUGGCGCAAACUGCCACAUUGCAACCGGCGCGCGCCUAACGCGCUGCGUCGUGAUGGCAGGCGCAGUGAUCGGUCCGAGGUCUGUUCUGACGGGCUGCGUGAUUGGCAAUCGAUCCAAGAUCGGACGUGAAUGCAACCUCAAGGAUUGCGAAGUUCAAGAUGGGAAUGCAGUGCCCGAUGAGACGGAUGCAAAGAAUGAGAAGUUCAUGGUCUUUGAGGGUCUUGAUACUGAGGAUGGCGAGGAGGGCGGGAUGAGUAUGGAUGAAGAUGGUGAGAUGGGCGGUGAUGAUGGAAAGGGGUUUGAUGAAGGGGGCACAGAUUUGGGGUUUUAG